This is a messenger RNA of Amphiprion ocellaris (clown anemonefish), 3168 nucleotides long. RefSeq names its product DnaJ heat shock protein family (Hsp40) member B1a (gene dnajb1a). Gene Ontology annotation, cellular component: cytosol. The transcript is spliced from 3 exons. The coding region runs from base 319 to 1344 and encodes 341 amino acids. The record is from RefSeq and is a predicted model, not a curated record. Lineage: Eukaryota; Metazoa; Chordata; Actinopteri; Pomacentridae. Gene Ontology annotation, molecular function: transcription corepressor activity; Hsp70 protein binding.
GAGCUGCUCCCACUCAGACGCCCUCUUACGAGCACGUUGCUUUCCGCUGCACCGUUCCAGUGAAGGGACACAUUUUUCUCGUCGUCUCGGUGCAGAGAAGAAAGUUGUCCACCGACUGUGACAGUUUAAGAAGGACAACCUUGACAGCUAGCUAACCCAACCAGCUAGUUUCCACGGCAGUGACAGCUGCGGCGGCGGCGGAGACCGUUAACCGGAACCGUACGGGACGCAGUACCUACUGGAUGUGUUUGCUGAACAGAACCUGAAGCCGCUGACGAUGUUUUUAUGAAGUGGGAGAAGAACUGAACGGUCAUUGUAAUGGGCAAAGAUUACUACAAAGUGCUAGGAAUAGCUAAAGGUGCCUCCGAAGAUGAGAUAAAAAAGGCGUACAGAAAACAGGCCCUGCGCUAUCACCCCGACAAGAACAAGUCUCCCGGAGCGGAAGACAAAUUCAAGGAGAUUGCUGAAGCUUACGAUGUUCUCAGUGAUGCCAAGAAAAAAGACAUCUAUGAUCGCUUCGGUGAAGAAGGAUUAAAGGGUUCGGCUGAUGUAGGAGGUGGAGGACACAGUGGUCCGAGCUACAACUACACCUUCCAUGGAGACCCCCAUGCAAUGUUCACAGAGUUCUUCGGUGGCCGCAGCCCGUUUGAUCAUUUCUUCACGCAAAAUGGGGAGGAUGACAUGGAUAUCAACGACCCAUUCACGGCAUUCGGCAUGGGAAGAAUGGGUGGCAUGGACGGCUUUCACAGGUCCUUUAAAUCCCACCCAGCAGGCCGUCACCGAGCGCACGAGAAAAAGAAGGACCCGCCCGUGGUGCAUGAGCUGAAGGUGAGCCUCGAGGAGGUCUUUUCUGGCUGCACAAAAAAGAUGAGGAUCUCUCGCAAGAGACUGAAUCCCGACGGCUGCACCUUGCGCAACGAAGACAAGAUUUUAACAGUUGACAUCAAACGUGGCUGGAAGGAGGGGACUAAAAUCACCUUUCCCAGGGAGGGCGAUGAAACUCCCACCAACAUUCCUGCAGAUGUGGUGUUUGUGGUCAAGGACAAACCCCACCCGCUGUUCAGAAGAGAGGGUUCCGAUAUAGUUUACCCAGCAAAAAUAUCACUUAGAGAGGCGUUGUGUGGAUGCACAGUCAGUGCUCCAACACUGGAUGGCCGAACCAUCACUGUGACCUCCAGAGACAUUGUCAAACCUGGAAUGAAAAAGCGCAUUACUGGAGAAGGGCUGCCACUGUCCAAGUUCCCUGAGAAGAGAGGUGACAUGAUUUUGGACUUCACUGUUAAAUUUCCAGACAAACUGGGCCAAAGCACACGCGAUGCACUCAAGCAGAUUCUUCCCCCGUGACUGGAAAAGGACUGAAGUCUGCCUCAAAACCUGACCAGUUAACAUUUCCGGUGGCGCUUUCCUUUGUGCUGUCAUAUUUUGGCCUGGUUGAUUGAGGCUCAGGGUUCCAGCUGAGUUUAACUUCAGUGUCUGACCACGAAAACCAUAUACUUAGUCACUAUCCAGUCAGUUUAAUGAGUGCCCAGAAAAUGUGUGCUUCGUUCAAAGGACGUAGUUGAACCAGAGAAACAGAGGGGUUAUUAAAAGUUCACUGAAUUGCACCCGUUGAAAAUUAAAUGAAGUAACUGAGGAUUUGGAUUCACUACAGACAAUAGUGGGUGUGCUUUAAGGUAACAUGUACCCAGCUGCUUAACAAUACCUCAGGUGGACUGACGCAUGCUUGAAUGUAGCUAAAACUACAUUACUCAACAGGACAUGCUGUUGGUUGGUGUUGGAUAAAAUUGAGGCUUAAAUACUGUGUGGAUCCUAUGAUGUGAAAACAUUGAAGGAAUCAGCACUAAUACUGACCUUUAUUAAGAUUCUCGUUUCAUUUUCAGUGUUGUACAUAUACACUCAUUUUUGGUGUCCCAUAUUCCUGAAAAACAAUAUACUUAAAGUGUUCUCAAGGCUGAAAAUAGUCCACUAAUCAUAACACCCCCUGUUAUGAUUAAUAGGGAAGAUUCAGUCAUGUAAAGUUACAUAUGAACCAUCCUGAUUAGUUCCACACUAAGAUGCUGCUUUAUGCAUUCAUCCAUCGGAUUGUCGAGACGGGGCGAGAGGUGGGGUCACGCAGCAAUGCAGCACUACACAGAUUUUAAAUUCAGGAAGCAGAAAACACCAUCGUUACUGUGUGUUGGCAGAAAUCAGAUUGAUGGAUCUGUAGUAUUAAAUAUCGCACAUGUUGCAAAAUGUUUACUACAGGAGUGCACACAUUAUUACUCAUGUAAAAUAUUUAUUGGAAGACUUUAUGUGCCAAACUGUUGUCCCUGUGUAAUUAUAAUAUGUAUGUGUGGGUCUAAAAGUGUGUGGAGGGCAUGUGUGUAUCCUGUCAUGUGUGAUCGACUAAAAUCUUACAUAAUUUCUACCCUGUUAAGAUACGUAGUGCAUUUAUGAUAUUUAAUCCGAAUAUCAUACGUAUUUAUAUUUUAGUUCAUCUGUUCUAAUAAUUCUGUCCGUUUGACUGUUUAUUGAAUCAAAAGCCAGUGUGUUUGUUGUUCUUUUUAGCCAACAUAAUAGAAACCUGAUGCAUCAGGUUAAAUGUUACGGACGGGGAUGUGAAAAAAAUUCAUUUGGUUUGAUUAUUUUGUCUUACACCAUGACCUCUCUUUUACCUCACAGCAUUCACUCCAAAAUACAAAUGUAUCUGGAAAUAUGUAUUGUCACAGUUCAGCAGGAAUCUGUGGUGUUGAUGGAAGUUAGUAAAUUAGUUGAUUAAUUAUGCACUUUCAAUUUUAGUGUAGAUGUGACUGUCGUAAGGGGGAGAGAAACCCCGUGACAGUAGUUAUUUGCCGCUUCAUCUUACCUCAGCUGAGGUUUUAAGUUUCUGGCACAAACAUGUGGUUUAACAUGAAUGUAGAGAUGUGUAAUCUCUGUAAUUUUAAUUUUUUUGUUUCCCUAAAGGGUGUUUUUUUUUUUCUUAUUUCCUUUUGAAGGGAAAAAAAUGUAAAAGCGGUAGUUUAUUUUACCUCUUGUUUAUGUUUUGAAAUUCCUCAGGUUGGGAUCCAAAACGCUUUGACUUUUAACAACAAAGCUUUUAUGAGUAGAUAAUAGCAUGGAAAUUUUUAAUAGUCCUUUCCUAUGCUGUGAUGAUUUGCAUUUCCACAUUAAAGAGACUGGCUAACAAAA